CUCGCAGCAUGGAAUGAGAUCCCACACCUGAACCAACUCCUCCUUUGUCUGCAUCAUGUUUUGCGACAAGUUUCAACUUCUUCUGCGUCGCAGCUAACCUCACCGACAAUCCUUUCCGCAUUUCUUCACAAGCCUCUGUUAUUGGGACGACGUGCAUGUGCCAGCUGCCCUUGUUCAAAACGAGGCGACUCGCGGCCUCCUUGAAGCAUCUCUACUCCACUCGUGUUACAACAUCGGCUCCAAUCAUCUUACACCUCUCAACUGCCAAUCGUACUGUCGGAUCUUUUGGACGGUGUCCGAUGUUCUGACAGUUUCGGCGCUCGUGCCAGCCAGAGCGUCUGCCAGUAAUCAAUUACCAUGGGCAGGGCGCGAAAGGCGGGCGCGGAGCGCAAGAAGUCUACAGGGCUGAAACCCUUCAAGUGCACGUACAAAGAUUGCAACAAGGCGUAUCCCCUUUCCAGCGUGCUCAAAAAUCAUGUGGAUGCUGUUCACCUAGGCAUCACGUUCACCUGUCCCGAGCCGGGGUGCGGGAAGGUGUACACGUACAAGGUCAGUCGUGACAAUCAUGUCAAGACUGCUCACCGAGGGAAAAAGUUCCCCUGUCUCUAUGAUGACUGCGACAAGAGCUUCUCCUGUAAUUCAGGCCUGUAUCAGCACACUCAGACCAAACAUGUCGGCAAAAUCUGGGAGUGCGUGUUUUCUGAUUAUGAGAGGAAAUUUACCACUUCUUCUGGCCUUUACACACACGUCCAGCAUUUCCACAAGGGAAUACGCCACAGGUGUAAAUAUGACGAUUGCCCGCAGGUCUAUGCCGGAACCAGCGGUUUGAGCUCCCACGUCAACAGUGUGCACAUCGGAAACCGUUGGCCCUGUCUCUACGAUGACUGUGAGAAAGUCUAUACCGCGCUGUCGAGCAGGGAGAGGCACGACCGGGUCAUCCACCAGGGGAUCAAGUUCCCCUGCAAUGUGGAUAAAUGCAAUAAAACAUUCUCCUACUGGCAGGCUUGGGACGAUCAUCGACAUUCCGAGCAUCUUGACCUAUUGUGGGACUGCCCGUGGGACCAGUGCGAGCGGCAAUUUUGUUCAAUCGGAGGCCUGAGGUACCACACCGACAGCGAGCACGAAGGGAUCAGGUUCACCUGCCCAGCCUGCGGCAGAAUAUUCUCGGUUGAACACAAUUGGAGUGCACACGUCAAGUCCGUCCAUGGCACAGCCGAGGAUGCUGCUGAGCUGAGCGAGAAAAAGGACCGAAUCCGGCAGGCUUUGGCAGAAAAGGAGGCCCAGGGUCUUUGCAGCGCCACCAAGAAGUGCAAGAAUGCAAAGGCCGGGAGUGGAUUCCACUGCCAGUUUCACGAGAAAACCGUCGAUUCCGUCGCCAAGGCGUUAGAGGAAAAGGCAGAAGAAGGUCGACUGCAGCCGAGCUCCAUUCAAAAACCUGACGAAUUUGCCCUUCUCCUGCAGCGGGAGAAAGUCUACUUGGAUCCCGAGGCGGUAGAGGCUCUACAGAUGCUCGCACAGGGGUUGGACGACGUCCAAACUGCUGCCAGAUCAUAUGUCAUGGAUACCGAAUUCUGCUGGGCCGGCGAGUAUGUGGCCAUGGACAUCACCAUUGAGCGAUUGAAGGAUGGUAAAGAGAUCGUCUCAAGCCGCAUAGACUUGGAAAUGGGCAUUGAGGAACUUGAGGACCGCUGUGCAAUCGGAAGGUCACGAACUGGCAUUCGAAAGGUCUACGGCAAAUCCGACAGAACCUAGGGGCUGCUGCCGGAUCAGAUCGCGACUAUCCUGAAGGAAGCUGGGAUCUCCGCAGAUUCAAUCAUCUAGGAGUGGUCGUCAUCUGGUUGUGAUCUUGCAGCACUCCGAAAUCUGGUGGGAAAGGAGGGCAAGGUGACAGAUGGGAAUCAUGUUGAGCUGCCAGAUCAGUGGCGCAGCGCAUUAUUACUGGCAAAGAAGGUGUUUCCGGGUAUAUUUUGCUAUCGAUUGGGGGUCAUUUUUGGGCUUGCUUUUCCAGACGUUCAUGUCAAACCGCAUAUGAGCAAGGAGGACACAAUGAUGUUGAGGGAUAUCUGUCGUCUUCUUGCUUCGGUCAAAGCUGAAGAAGCGUAACGGGAUCAUGGGAAAAUCGGCGGAAGCAGAAUCGGCGGGAGUUCUGGCGUUUCUGGAAGUGAGAAUUGCUGGAUUCAAGAGGCACAAAUCAUGUCAGGGCGGAAUAUUGCUAAUAUUGGGCCGUAUCGGCGGGAUUUCCUGGCACUUGGGGGAGUUAUAUUGCUGGUUAUAGGAGGCAUUCUGUUACAUCUGGCAGCCAUUGCUAGAAAGGUUCACAGCGGCCUGAAAUAAGAUUAAGAGUGACUUUUA
Messenger RNA from Diaporthe batatas, 2352 nucleotides. RefSeq lists its product as uncharacterized. Bases 358 to 1752 code for a protein of 464 amino acids. NCBI's taxonomy places the organism in Eukaryota, Fungi, Ascomycota, Sordariomycetes, Diaporthales, Diaporthaceae. Gene Ontology annotation, cellular component: nucleus. The record is from RefSeq and is a predicted model, not a curated record. The transcript is spliced from 3 exons. Gene Ontology annotation, biological process: regulation of transcription by RNA polymerase II.